This is a messenger RNA of Pomacea canaliculata, 6294 nucleotides long. RefSeq names its product poly [ADP-ribose] polymerase 14-like. Gene Ontology annotation, cellular component: nucleus; cytoplasm. The record is from RefSeq and is a predicted model, not a curated record. The coding region runs from base 65 to 4864 and encodes 1599 amino acids. Gene Ontology annotation, biological process: negative regulation of gene expression. Lineage: Eukaryota; Metazoa; Mollusca; Gastropoda; Architaenioglossa; Ampullariidae. The transcript is spliced from 20 exons. Gene Ontology annotation, molecular function: NAD+ poly-ADP-ribosyltransferase activity; transcription corepressor activity.
UAGGUGUAGACUGGAAGUGUUUAGGGUACCUGUCUCAAACUGUAUCCUGGUGGAAAACCUUAACAUGAACACCACUGAUGACGAUGUCGCUCAUUACUUCGAAUCCAUGCGAGCAGGUGGCAGCACCGUGCUCAGAGUAGAACACGUUGAAGAUCAAAGGAAAUGUGUUUUCUUUGAAGAUCCUGAAGUUGCUCGCAGGGUUGCGCUGAAGAAACAUCUUCUUGGAGGAAGAGAGCUCAGGGUCAGGCUUUAUUUAGAUUGCCUUGGCCCGUACGGAGGGAGUGAAGAUCCUUAUGUCUUUGUCCUCCCCGAACCUCUGGAAGUGUCUGUGAAAGAAAACAUCAAAGUUCAUUUUCUCCAACACGGCACCAGGAUUCUGCAGAAUUUAAACGAAAGACUGUCAACAUUUCAUGCGUGUGCCACAGUUGUGGAUAGUGUUCUCAAGAUAGAGUGUACCCUGAACAAAUCACUCCCCAGAGUUCAUCUCUUAGUUAACGGCUGGAGAGAUGAAAUAAAAAAGCAGGUAGAUGUCUGUUUUGAUUCUGUGAGGCUCGACAGGCUAGAGGUGUUGCCAGAAAUAUGGCCGGACGUGAUGAAAACUGUAGAUGAGUGUGAAGUAAGUGGCGAUGAUAUGAUCCUACCACUCGUCGAUGAGCACAUGCUUGUCAUUUUGGGAAGAAAGAACGUAGAGAGAAACACAUUUGAGAAAAUCAAGGCCAUUGUUGACAAAUGGGAGAAAGAGCUUGUUUUGAAAAAGGGUGAAGUGAAUAAGACAAAGAACCUUAAGAAACAUGAACUUGAUCUCUUAAUCAUGUUUUCGUUUCCUUCUAUCAUCGAGGAGCAGUACAACAGCCUGAAUGUAAAGAUAGCAGAGCAAGAAGGAAAGAUAACCUUUCAUGGACAAUUGGCUGACAUUAGAGAAGCAGAGAUUACUAUGACAGAUAUUUUACAAAAUGCAUCAUCAAAGAUGGUAAAAAGUCUGACUGACAGUAAAAUAAGUAUUCUUUCCAGUCAAAGGUCUCGUGACAUCGUAGGCCAGAAACUGAAAUCGUUGGAGCUUAAAGCAACUUGGGCUUGUCACAAAGAGGGAAUCGUUAUAGUCUACUGCUUGAAGGAAUCUGAUUUAGAGAAGGCCGUUGAUGUCAUUCAGACUUCUCUGAUGGAGGAAGCUUUUCCUUUGGACGAAGUAUCUUCCAAGGUAGUAUUAAAUAAUCCAGAUUGGGAAACUCUAAAGAAAGACCUUCUUCAAACACACAUGGGCCUUUUCACAAUUAGUACAAAGGACAACAUCAUACUAGUAACAGCUGUAAGGGAAAUUAUGCCUAGUGUACAACCUCAGAUUCUUGACUUCGUUUCAGAAAACAGUAUUUACUUCACUGUUUUCUGCUUUUCACCCAGUCGGCAGGAGUUUUUAAGACUGUAUUGGAAGGACAGGUUAAAACUUAUUGGUGAAAAGUUGUCCAAGUACAAAGUAGACAUCACUGUGACUGAUCAAACAAGCACUAUUCGAGUUAAGGGCACCAUUGAUGGAAUUGAACAUGUCAGAAAGGAACUCAAAGCGUUAGAAAAACAAAUUACAUGCACAGAAGAGAGAAUCACAAACAAGGACACAGUUGCAUGUUUUGUUGCACUAAAGAACAAGAACAAUAACGAACUUUGUUACAUUACAAAAGCACAUCAGUGUGUGUUGUCAUGGCAUCCAGAAGGAAACGUUAUUCAGGUUGUGUCUACAAAUCAGCCAGAUAAACGACGGAAGAAAACAGGAGAUCAUUCCAUGGUGUCUGCCAUGGUAGCAAACAUCACCGAGCUGGCAGUGGAUGCAAUCGUCAAUGCAGCCAAUUCAAGAAUGCAACAUGGCGGUGGAGUGGCUGGAGCCAUUGUUGCCAAAGGCGGUAGAGAGAUACAGGAAGAGUGUAACCGAACUAUCAAAACCAGAGGCGAGCUGUCAGAAGGCGAUGUGCUGGUGUCAGGACCAGGGAAGCUUCCCUGCAAGUCCAUCAUCCACGCUGUGGGACCUCGGUAUAAGGGAGGCAACAAAGGGGAAGAAGAAUGUCUUCGAAGCACAGUUUUCAAUUGCUUGAAGGCUGCCUCCGACAGAGGCUACACCUCCAUUGCCCUUCCUGCCAUCAGUUCCGGAAUUUUCGGCUACCCCGUUGAGGAGGCCACUCGUGUCAUUGUUGAAGCUGUACGGAGUUACUUUCAGUCCACCACUGGUAGCAGUGUUAGAGAUGUCAGACUUUGUGACAUUGUACAAAGUACAGUUGAUCUUUUCCAGACAGCGUUAGACGGAAGUUCUCUUGGAAAAGAAACAACAGUCAUUACUCAUGAUCCUGAUGAAGGCUUUCAAGGAAUCCAAGUCUUUGUUGUCGAAGGUGAAAUUGCAAGACAAGAUACUGAUGUGAUCGUCAACUCAACAUCACAGGAUCUUAACUUGACACAAGGCGCCAUAUCGUCCUCCAUUCUGAAAGCGGCAGGACCUGGCUUACAAAGAGAAUGCAAAGAAAAAUAUCCUAAGGGGAUUACUGGUGACAAAAUAGCAUGUACGAACAGUUUUAACAUGCGUUGUAAGGCCAUAUUCCACGUCGCAUUAUGCAACUGGGCAAAUGAAGCUGCCGCAAAACAACUAGAAUCAGUAGUUAAGAGCUGCCUGAAAGAAGCCAGCAAGCGUCAUUUUACAUCCAUGGCCAUCCCCGCUCUGGGAACAGGCACCCUGAGAUUUCCCCGGGAAGUGGCAGCCCGCACCAUCAUUUCCACAGUUAAUCGGUUCCACCAGACGUCUCCCAACACAAGCUUGAAGGAGGUCAAAGUUGUGGUGUUCAAAGAUCCAAAGACCUUUGAAGUUUUCAGUGCAGAGGGUUUCUCACAGAUGAAACGGCAGGAGACAAAGAUUGAUACAGACACCGAAGAGUAUGAAAACAAUAAUGGUGCACCUAUCAGCUUUCGAGAAGGUUCUCAAGAAGCCUUCGGCGGUGGGGCUGAUGAGGCAGCUGAAGACCUCACGGAUUUUCCCGUGCGUUUUAGUGCGACUCCAGCUACAACCAUUUUCUCUGAACCAAUGACUUAUGAAAAAGAUUCGACUUUUGAUCUUGAUGGCCUAUGUCUUACCGUCAAAAAAGGAGACAUCACAGAAGAAGCUGUGGAUGUGAUAGUCAACAGCAGCAAUGGCCAACUGGACUUGAGUCGAGGAGCUGUUUCGAAAGCUCUGAAGGCCAAAUGCGGAAAAGAUCUUAAACGUGAAUGCGAAACCAAGCUUGCAGAUAUGGCUCGACAUAACAUAGUUAUGACCGCAGCAUACAAGCUGAAGUGCAAGCACAUUUUGCACAUAGAUGCACUUGCACACCAGAAGUCUGGUGGAUGGGAAAAAGCUUAUACUGUGGUUCUACAAGAAGCAGAAAAAAGGGGACUACAUUCCCUGGCUGUGCCAGCUCUUGGAACAGGAAACAUUAACUUGUCGCCAUUUGCUUCUGCCCAGGCGCUUGCUACGGCGCUGACCGUUCACAAACAAAGUGUGAACACUCUGCGGAAAGUUACAGUAGUUCUGUACGACAAUGCCAUGGUUCAGACAUUCUGCGAUGUUCUUAGAGUGUUAGGGAAACAAGGUAAUGCUAGAUUACCAGGAAAACCCGAGACGGACAUUCACAAAAAGUCACUCUUUCAGCGGGCCAUAGAUAAGUUUGCAAUCCCCUUCAAGGCCAGAAGAGAUCCUGUUCCAGAUGAAUUUAAAUUCUACAUCUUCUCAGCAAAUGAAGAAAAAAGACAAGAAUUCCUGAGAGCUCUUUAUCAGCAUUUGGACUGCAAGUUCGAGAACAAGGAGAUAAAGGAACUCGAAAAUUGGUCUGUCGAAGAGCUGAAAGAAGUAAAGAAAGUGUGCAAAUCUUUGAACGUGGAGGUACAGAAAAAACCAACCGGUGCUGUCGUGCUCAGAGGCAUGCGUGAGGACGUUGAAAGGAGUAGAGAAAUAAUAGCAACUUUUAUCAAGGAGACAGAACAGCAACGCCAGGAGACAGUCAUGGCAAACUUGGUCCAGUGGUACUAUUUUGAGUCAACAACCACUGGAACUGAGCGCAAAGCGUUUGGGAAAAAGGAAAACCGUUGCAUUGAAGAAGCCUUCCAGACAGACCAGACGAAUGAGUCGGUGGAACUUUCUGACGACAACGACUACGCCUACGUCGUUAAUUUUACACAGAUGAAGAAAUACUCCAAAGAUAACCCAUCUAAUGGCGUCAGAGUGAUGAGAAAAGAAAUAAUAAAAGGUGGGGCCAGCAGUGCCAGUCUCCUGCCUGACACCUGGGAUUUUCAGGAGGAGGAGGAAGCUGUUAAGCUCGUACAUCUUCCGAGUGGAGGUGAAGAAUAUAAGAACGUAUCCGACAAUUUUGCACGAACUGCAAAAGGAAAGUUUACUAUUAUCUCAAUUGAACGCAUACAAAACCCUGAGCUGUACAAGCAGUACCUUGCUAAGAAAGUCCAAAUGAACAAGCAGAACAAAGGAAGGCAGUCGGAGACUACAUUAUGGCAUGGCACCUCGUCAGAUGUCGUUCAGCAUAUUAAUCGAGACGGUUUCAACCGAAGUUUUUGUGGGAAAAAUGCGACAUACUAUGGACAGGGCGUCUACUUCGCCGUCGACUCCAGCUACUCCAUGCAGGAGACCUAUUCUCCAAGAACCCCUUUUGGUAUGAAAUACAUCUACCAGUGCAAAGUCUUAGUGGGAUACUCUGUCACAGGUAACCAGUCAAUGAAAACCCUGCCGAUACGACAAGGAAACAUAAGAUACGACUCUACCACAAAUGAUGAACAAAAGCCCGCCAUGUAUGUCAUCUUCCACGACUCACAGGCGUACCCCGAGUAUCUUAUCACUUUCAAGUAACCUGUAAGUUUGCAAAACUAAUCUAAUGAGAGAACUAUUGCACGUGUAAUAAAUGAUUCGAAAUUGUCAUUACAGUGGACAUCAUCUUAGUCAUGUUUAUUUUCUCCAGUACGACAGGUGAACUGUACAAAAAAGGUGGACUUCGGUUUCUUCUGAGAAGGGUAUUUUAAUCUAGGUUUUUAUGCAUGCCAAACUUUAUACCUUUUUUAAGAAUAUGUUAACCAUUCAUUAGAAAGAAAUAUCAUAGACAAACUAUAGAAACAUAGUAAAAAUAAAUAACGCAAAUUUAGCCUUUCACAUGUGCACUCAUUGAACUGCAAAACUAGCAUCACAUAUAUUUUAGGUUUUCCAUCUGAAAUAAAUUGUCCUAGCCAAAUAAUCUUUUUUACCUUAUUCUGAAAUGGUGUAAUUCAUGUUACUUUGUAAAGAAAUAUUUUACUAGAAUUUAUUAGUACCCUGUUAAAGGCCUUCACAGAACACAUUUUACUUUUUUCUAAAUGUAUGUCCUGCAUCCUACAUAUAUUUUAGCAGCCAGUUUCUAAGAAGAAAUUUUUUUCUUUGUAUAUAAACUGUCCUUACCAAAUAGAGGUCUUUUAACUUCUUUAUAUAUAUAUAUAAAUUAACAUAUAUUCUCUAUCUCGUAUAUAUUUAAACUAAUACAGGUUGAUUACCUUUUUAUUACACACAAUGCUCACAUCAUUCUUAUCAUUUUAGCGCAUCAUUAGCGUCGUUGCUACGACAUCUCGAUUCUCACCUUUAGUCUUCGUAUUCUUUAUUUCAUUUCGGUAUAUUUAUCUUUAAUAUCUCGACAAUUAACCUGUUGUGUUAUUAGUACUGCCAUUUAGAAAACAAAACCUAUAAGGUCGAAUGCGGUCAAGUCCUUCUACAUUAUUAUGAACAGACCCGAUCUCAUAAGUUGCUAGAUCCAUGUAUGAUCUGUUGCACGCAAAAUUUCAGAAAAGUAUGUAUCGAAAAGGAAACAAUAAAAAACAACAACAACAACAACAACAACAAACCAAAACAAAAAAAAAAUACUAGAGCUUUCCAAAAGCAGUGAUGGGCUUCUUUGUUUAAUACAUAAAUUCUAAAUUCUGAAUUUUUAGCUCACGGCUCACACAGCAAAUUCUAACCAUCACCAAAGAUGUGUCCUCAAUUUUGUGUGUUUCCUAUUGAUCCUGGCUCAUUUUUUAAAGGUACAGGUAGUCCUCGGGUUACGACGGUCUCGAGUUACGUCGUUUCGUGGUUACGACACUCAUUCCCACUGACAGCGACAGUGAUAACACAGCAACGUAGUGGGCUGAUUACUGAGAUGGACAGAUUAUUGGCGCUUUGGUUGCAAGACCAAAAUCAACGCCGUAUCCCUGUGAGUUUUAUGGUUAUUCAGGAGAAGGCUAGGCGACUGUUUGAGGCGUUGAAAAGAGAAAGGGGGA